UCAAGCGCUCCGGGGCCGCGUGGACGGAGCUGCCGGGGCGGCGGCGCCGGGAGCAGGAUGCGGCCGCCCGUAAUUAAAUAGCAUUUACUCUUAUUAUUACUAAUAAUAAUAACGUAAUCAUACCUCUAGUCAUAGCAUACCAUUUAUCGGGCUCGGCGCAGGCCCGCGGGGAGCGCAGCCCGGCCGAGAGACUGAUGGAGAGGCAGAAACGGAAGGCGGACAUCGAGAAGGGGCUGCAGUUUAUUCAGUCAACACUACCCCUAAAGCAAGAAGAAUAUGAAGCCUUUCUGCUCAAGCUGGUGCAGAAUCUGUUUGCUGAAGGCAAUGAUUUGUUCCGGGAGAAGGACUAUAAGCAGGCCCUUGUGCAGUACAUGGAGGGGCUGAAUGUGGCUGACUACGCUGCCUCUGACCAGGUGGCCCUGCCCCGGGAGCUGCUUUGCAAGCUGCAUGUCAACAGGGCUGCCUGCUACUUCACCAUGGGACUGUACGAGAAAGCGCUGGAGGACAGCGAGAAGGCGCUGGGGCUGGACGGUGAGAGCAUCCGGGCACUGUUCCGCAAGGCACGUGCCCUCAACGAGCUGGGACGCCACAAGGAGGCCUAUGAGUGCAGCAGCCGCUGCUCCCUUGCCCUACCCCACGAUGAAAUUGUCACUCAGCUUGGUCAGGAGCUGGCUCAGAAGCUCGGGCUGCGAGUUCGGAAGGCAUAUAAGAGGCCCCAGGAAUUGGAAACCUUUUCUCUGCUCAGUAAUGGCACUGCAGCUGGCGUGGCAGAUCAGGGCACUUCCAACGGAUUGGGGUCCAUAGAUGACAUCGAAACAGACUGCUAUGUGGACCCGCGAGGCUCCCCGGCCCUCCUCCCUUCCAACCCCACGAUGCCCCUGUUCCCUCACGUUCUGGACCUGCUGGCCCCCCUGGACAGCAGCAGCAGGGUCCUCCCCGGCACCGAGAGCCUGGAUGAUUUUUCAGACGGGGAUGUCUUUGGGCCGGAGCUGGACACCCUCCUGGACUCUCUGUCUCUGGUGCAGGGGGGCCUGCCCGGCAGCGGCAUGCCUAGUGAGUUGCCCCAGCUGAUACCCGUGUUCCCCGGUGGGACCCCGCUGCUACCACCUGUGGUGGGUGGCUCCAUCCCUGUCUCCAGUCCACUGCCCCCUGCCUCCUUCGGCCUCGUCAUGGACCCCUCCAAGAAGCUGGCUGCCUCCGUGCUGGAGGCCCUCGACCCCCCAGGCCCCACCCUGGACCCCCUGGACCUGCUGCCGUACUCAGAGACCCGGCUGGAUGCCCUCGACAGCUUCGGGUCGACCCGAGGCUCCCUGGACAAGCCUGACUCCUUCAUGGAGGAGAGCAACUCCCAGGACCAUCGUCCCCCAAGCGGCACACAGAAACCAGCCCCCUCGCCAGAGCCCUCCAUGCCCAACACUGCCCUGCUCAUCAAGAACCCCUUGGCUGCCACCCACGAGUUCAAGCAGGCCUGCCAGCUCUGCUACCCCAAGACAGGACCCAGGGCUGGCGACUACACCUACCGUGAGGGCCUUGAGCACAAGUGCAAGCGGGACAUCCUACUUGGCCGGCUCCGGAGCUCAGAGGACCAGACCUGGAAGCGGAUCCGGCCCCGGCCCACCAAGACCAGCUUCGUGGGCUCCUACUACCUGUGCAAAGACAUGAUUAACAAGCAGGACUGUAAGUACGGGGAUAACUGCACCUUCGCCUACCAUCAGGAGGAGAUCGACGUGUGGACCGAGGAGCGGAAGGGCACCCUCAACCGCGACCUGCUCUUUGACCCGCUGGGGGGCAUACAGCGCGGCAGUCUCACCAUCGCCAAGCUCCUCAGGGAGCACCAGGGCAUCUUCACUUUCCUCUGUGAGAUCUGCUUUGACAGUAAGCCCCGGAUCAUCAGCAAAGGCACCAAGGACUCCCCGUCUGUUUGCUCCAACCUGGCUGCCAAGCACAGCUUCUAUAACAACAAAUGCCUGGUGCACAUCGUCCGCUCCACCUCCCUCAAGUACUCCAAGAUCCGCCAGUUCCAGGAGCACUUCCAGUUUGACGUAUGCCGCCACGAGGUGCGCUACGGCUGCCUGCGGGAGGACAGCUGCCACUUUGCCCACAGCUUCAUCGAGCUCAAGGUCUGGCUACUGCAGCAGUACUCAGGCAUGACCCACGAAGACAUCGUUCAGGAAUCCAAGAAAUACUGGCAGCAGAUGGAAGCCCAUGCAGGGAAGGCCGGCAGCAGCUUGGGUGCCCCUCGGACACAUGGGCCCAGCACCUUUGAUCUGCAGAUGAAGUUUGUGUGUGGCCAGUGCUGGAGGAAUGGGCAGGUGGUAGAGCCUGACAAGGACCUCAAGUACUGCAGUGCCAAGGCCCGGCACUGCUGGACCAAGGAGCGGCGGGUCCUUCUGGUAAUGUCCAAGGCCAAGAGGAAAUGGGUGUCAGUGAGGCCACUGCCGUCCAUUCGCAACUUCCCACAGCAAUACGAUCUCUGCAUCCACGCGCAGAACGGCCGCAAGUGCCAGUACGUGGGGAACUGCUCCUUCGCACAUAGCCCUGAGGAGAGGGACAUGUGGACAUUCAUGAAGGAGAACAAGAUCCUGGACAUGCAGCAGACCUAUGACAUGUGGCUGAAAAAACACAACCCAGGGAAGCCCGGGGAAGGGACCCCAAUCAAUUCUCGGGAAGGGGAGAAGCAGAUCCAGAUGCCCACGGACUAUGCCGACAUCAUGAUGGGCUACCACUGCUGGCUCUGUGGCAAGAACAGCAACAGCAAGAAGCAGUGGCAGCAGCACAUCCAGUCCGAGAAGCACAAGGAGAAGGUCUUCACGUCCGACAGCGACGCCAGUGGCUGGGCCUACCGCUUCCCCAUGGGCGAAUUCCGGCUCUGUGACAGGCUCCAGAAGGGCAAGGCCUGUCCAGACGGGGACAAAUGUCGCUGCGCCCAUGGCCAGGAGGAGCUCAACGAGUGGCUGGACCGGCGCGAGGUGCUGAAGCAGAAGUUGGCCAAGGCCCGCAAGGACAUGCUUCUGUGCCCACGGGACGAUGACUUUGGCAAAUACAACUUCCUGCUGCAAGAGGACAGGGACACUGCUGGUGCCACCUCAGAAGCCCCUGCUGCUGCUGCCACCACAGGGGAGUAGGGCCAUG
Galeopterus variegatus (Sunda flying lemur) is the source of this 3132-nucleotide messenger RNA. It is a transcript of the gene ZC3H7B, whose product is annotated as zinc finger CCCH-type containing 7B. Gene Ontology annotation, biological process: miRNA processing. Bases 195 to 3125 code for a protein of 976 amino acids. The record is from RefSeq and is a predicted model, not a curated record. The transcript is spliced from 23 exons. Gene Ontology annotation, molecular function: miRNA binding; protein binding; metal ion binding. Lineage: Eukaryota; Metazoa; Chordata; Mammalia; Dermoptera; Cynocephalidae.